AUGUUUUAUUUAAUCUGUAAGAUUCCAGAAAAGAACUGGCUUCAUCUUCUUACAUUAAUCCAGUUACCCUACGGAACUAAAAAGGAAACGAAAAUUCGAUUAGCUUCUCUUCCAUUCCAUAAAUUCAAAUGUGGUGAAAAAGGUUUGCGACAAAAUGGAGAAAUCAUCAUUGCUUAUUGCUUCAAUCACAUUUCUUCUACUAAUAUCAAGAUCAAACGGGGAUGCUAG
This is a messenger RNA of Lactuca virosa, 228 nucleotides long. The record is from the annotation of a GenBank genome assembly. NCBI's taxonomy places the organism in Eukaryota, Viridiplantae, Streptophyta, Magnoliopsida, Asterales, Asteraceae.